UUAGUGAGCUAUUUUUAUGGAUCGGAUCGGGUUAGAGUGGAAGCCACUGCCGCUGCCGCUGCCGCUGCGCAUGCGCAUGGAUUGUCGAGGAGUCGAGGAGUCAGUGGUGGCUGCAGGUGCUGGGGGUCUUCUCUUCCAUAAUUGUAAUUAGAAUUUACUUUCUGAAACGUUUUCCCUCAUAAAAGAUCCAGUGCGAGCUGUCUGUCUGCCUGUCUGUACGAGUAUUUGUUGUUCUUGGCGCACAUGUUGCCUUUCCUUUGGAGUUCGAGUUGGAGUUUGCAUUUGAAAAUAUCAACGUGCACUUAAUGCACUUGAGAUGCACUGCUGCACCAUAUGGGGUCCCUUGGCGUUGCUUCUGUUGCGGCAUCAUCUGUCUCUGGGGCGUUUCGGAAUAACCUGUUACCUCGUAUCUGGCUAAAGAUGAAUCGAAAAAUAUGCCACAACACGGCCAUCCCGACUGGCAUUCGACUGCGUUUAAUUAACAAUUAAUAAUAUUUUAAUUUGCGCACGAUUGGCGCUGCCGUGGCCGUUGACAGCAUCGAAUAUUAUGUUAAUGACAGUCGGGUAGUUGGGAAUUGGAUAAUGCCCACAGAUCCCAGCCAUUUGCCCUGGUAAUUCUUCAUUAAUCAGCCAGCGCGCAAUCGUUUGCGGAAAAAGCAGAGCAGGGCAGAGAAAGGGAGAACAGAAAUCCGAGGACAUCCGUGGAAAAUCGAGCGCGACACCAAACCUAAUUGCAAGUUAUGAAUAUCUCAUCGAAUAUUAAAUCGCUUAACUGCCAACGGCCAUGGAUGGAUGGGCUGCUGCAUCCACAUGAUGAUGAUGAUGAUGCCGAUGAUGAUGGGGAUGAUGGAGAUGAUGAUGUGAAUGAAUGAGGAUGGUCUGUGUGCGUGUGGCUGGCCUGACUGUUUGGCCCUGGGCGGAAGUGGCGACACUUAAUUGUGUAUUGAGUGCGUUUUCAAUUUUAUUGAGCUGUGUGCCUGCCGCUCUGAAGAGUAAUGUGAAGUAUUGCGGUUUGGUCAUUAAAUCUGUGUGUGCCCGCUCUGCAGGAAAGUAUGCUAUGGAACCCGUAAACGAGGGCCCUCUGUAACUCCCAGAACUCAUCAGCAUUAUCUAAGCAAAUUAUCACGUAAUACACGAGGCUACAAGUAUUCUCUGCCGCAGUAUAUUUUGCUAUCAGUAAGUCACAUGCAAAAAUAUUCCGACCCCACUAUCUUCAGAUACCCCCGAACAGAAGCCAGUCUUCAGAAGCUAUCCAGCCACAACGGUCGCACAAAAUGGCAACGAAAAGCAGUAUCUCCUGGUUCCACAUGGCUCUGGUGACCUUCGUGGGCUAUCGAACUUUGGCCCUGGACUAUGAGGAGUGUGCCAGUGCCCCCAAACUGGGUGUCUACGUGGCCAGCCACAGCAAUUGCUCCAAGUACAUUUACUGCGCCGGAGCGGGUUCCUUCGAGGCCGAGUGCCUGGGCGAGCACUACUACGACGAUAUCACGGAGCGGUGCGUGGAUCGCGCCCUGGUGAAGCGAUGCCAGGCAAAGGGAUCGGAUUUGGCAGCCAGCACCACCGAGUCGCCAGCGAAUCAAGAGACUUUGACGGACUUGGUAGUCAACACAACGAAAUCCCCACAGCCUCUGGCCAUAACCCUCCGCUUACUGCAGAAUGCCGGGCCCUGUUAUCCUUAUAUGGUCUGCUACGAGGGAGCGGGCCUGGCCAAGACCUGCACGCCCGCCCAGCUGGUGUCCUGCGCUCAGAGGCAACCAGCCAGAUCCAUCAGCUGCCUAACCGGUGUCUACGGCUUCAUACCGCAUCCGAGCAAUUGCGCCUACUUCUACUACUGCUCCAACGGCUACAAGAUCAUCCAUCGCUGUCCCCUGAACUACACGUGGAACUACGAGCAGCGCUCCUGCGUGCAGAGAUCCCAGCAGAAGUGCUACAGCCAGGCACUAAGACUGCGGAAGCGAUAUCCAUCAAAGCCAUUGCCGAACACGGCGCAAUGAUUGGAGGCCUUAUC
Messenger RNA from Drosophila persimilis, 2008 nucleotides. RefSeq lists its product as uncharacterized. The transcript has a single exon. The record is from RefSeq and is a predicted model, not a curated record. Gene Ontology annotation, molecular function: chitin binding. Bases 1275 to 1994 code for a protein of 239 amino acids. NCBI's taxonomy places the organism in Eukaryota, Metazoa, Arthropoda, Insecta, Diptera, Drosophilidae. Gene Ontology annotation, cellular component: extracellular region.